CCCUCUCGAUCUUCACCCGGCAUUUUACUUCUUCAUUGAUCAACGUUUUCUCUCAUUUUACACCCAAAAUCUUUGACCUUAAACGCUAAAAAUGGCAAGACAAAUACCUUUAUCGUGUAGUGGACACACUAGACCAGUUGUAGAUCUGUCUUUCUCCGAGAAUACACCWUAUGGAUAUUUUUUAAUAAGCGCUUGUAAAGAUGGAAAACCAAUGCUACGUCAGGGUGACACAGGAGACUGGAUYGGAACAUUUGAGGGACAUAAAGGUGCUGUAUGGAGUGCCUCUCUGAAUAAAGAUGCUACAAAAGCAGCAAGUGGUGCUGCAGAUUUUACAGCCAAAAUAUGGGAUGCAGUUACUGGUGACGAGUUAGCUAGUCUACCCCACAAACACAUCGUAAAAACUGUAGAUUUUUCUUCAGACAGCAAUUAUUUAUUGACUGGAAGCCAAGAGAAAUUGAUUCGAACAUUUGAUUGUCAAAACACUGACGCAGACCCAGAGGUUCUCAAGGGACACACAGGUAAUAUCAGAGUAGCUCGGUGGAAUAAAGACAGUUCUUGUAUAUUCAGUGGUGGAGAGGAUAAAGUUCUUAGAGUUUGGGAUAUCCGUGCAUUAGAAAACACAAAAAAUGUUGAACUACAGCAUGCUAUUACUAGUAUGGAACUGAGCGCCGAUGGCAAUAUUCUUCUUUUGACCUAUGGCAAAACUGUCUCUUUUUGGAAUGCACACAGUAUGGAUCUGAUUAAAUCAUUCGAUACACCAACCCAAGUUUUCUCAGCCUCACUUCAUCCUAACAAAUCCUGUUAUGUGGUUGGUGGAGAGGACUUUAAACUUUAUAAGUUUGACUACGARAAUGGCAAUGAAUUAGAAUCCUACAAGGGUCACUUUGGGCCAGUUCACUGUGUCCGGUUUUCUCCUGAUGGAGAACUUUAUGCAUCAGGAUCUGAAGAUGGGACGUUAAGACUGUGGCAAAACACUGUCGGCACUACUUAUGGACUAUGGAGAGCUGUGUCAGCCACUAAUGGUAACAGUAGCAGUAAUAGUAGUAAUGCGUCAGGAAAUUCUUAAUUGUUAAUAAUUAUAUAUAACAAAAAUAGAAACCUAACUGAUCAUAGUUAUGUUUGGAGUGCUUUUCACAUUACUAUGAUCUUCUGGCAAAACUUGAGAAAAAGUGCUAUACCUGGAGCUGUCUAGUUGUAUUGAGACAUGAAAAGCAMUCUAUAAGCUUGUUUCACUUUAGUUUUGCAACUCAAGUCCAAGCAUAACAGAUGAUGACUAAUUUUUGGAACUAGUUUGGACUGCGUUGGUGUUUUUUAGUUAAAUCAAAUUUUAAUUUUAUCGCCGUAGGUAGUCUACUAUCUUUUGUACCUAUGGUGAUAAAAUUAUCUACUACGACACAUUUGAUCUAAGCAUAGCAGGGUACAUGUCAUUUCAUACUUUAUGACCAGAUUUAUAUGAUGAUCAACAUUCAGCAGACUGUUGUUUGAUCAUCAGUUGGAUGUUCUUCAUCCAUUGACCAUCUGUCGGUCAAUGAUUAGCCAAUAGAUGGCAUUGACUAACUUUUUAGCCAAUGUUCCCAUCUGCAGGCAUACAGGCCAGGAUCACCAGCAUCCAGUACAUUUCUGAGAUACACUGACUCGCACCCAUGACUCAGUCACUGCCAUGCUCUUCCUCACAUCCUGUCUUAAGUUAAUUUUACAUGUAACUGUACUAAGACUCUGUUAGUAGUAAUAUUCCUUAACUCCUUUAUAGUAUUAUGCCUUUUAACCUCUUCUCCUACAAUGUAGUUAUCACGACAACAAAGAUGUAAAAAAGUUGUAUAUAUAAUAUGCAAAACCUGAACAACAUUAUUCUUUGACCACAACUAACACAGAUCUGACAAGGAGUUCUUUUUUUGAUUAAUGAAAAUUAAGAUGGUAUUGAUGGUUUUCAYGGCGGCCAUGUUGGAGGAACUUAACAAAAGAAUUGUCAAUGAAUUCUUUUGUUAUAUCCUCCAACAUGGCUGCCACGUCUUUUGUUAUUUAAUUCUCUUGGGAAUGAUUGAAAACCAUCAAUAGUAUUAGAGUGUUAUUAGAUAUGUGGCUYCCACUAAAGUUAUUUUAUAAAAGACUAUAUUACACAGGUCAAAGUUAAAGUUUAUAAAAUAAGAACUAACUUCGUUAGUCAUAAAAUGUAGUAGCCAUGAAAUAAUCAAUUAUGUAAUGACAGUUUAAUAAAAUGUGAUUUUCUUGAAUGAA
Actinia tenebrosa (Australian red waratah sea anemone) is the source of this 2235-nucleotide messenger RNA. RefSeq names its product serine-threonine kinase receptor-associated protein. Gene Ontology annotation, molecular function: protein binding; RNA binding. The record is from RefSeq and is a predicted model, not a curated record. Gene Ontology annotation, biological process: spliceosomal snRNP assembly. Lineage: Eukaryota; Metazoa; Cnidaria; Anthozoa; Actiniaria; Actiniidae. Gene Ontology annotation, cellular component: SMN complex.